AUGAUGCGCACAAUACAAUUAUAUCAAAAUGUACCGUUAAAAACUAAUGUCAAUCUAGCUAAAAUUUGUUCAAGAAAAUAUACUGCAGUUAUUCCUAGGAACAAAUUAUUAAUCGGCAGGGCUACCCAUUUAAGCAACAACAAAUUUGAGUUGCUACACAUAUUAGCCGCGUUGAACAAGUUGAAGAUCAAUGGAAUUAGGGGUAGGAAGAGGUUUGGCUUAUUGCUAAAACUAAUACCUACAUCAAUUGGCCAUGACCGCCUCAGUCAUUCAUUUGUACAAACUCUUUUUUCCUUUAAAGACCAAAAUUUCACCAAUUGGCUGACAAAAUCAUCUUUGUUACGACUCUAUAUUGUGCCGUUUCUAGAAAAAUGUAUAAUCUUAUCUCCACCUGAGCUGAUUUCCGGUUAUUCUUUACCGUUAAUACAACUUGGUAUCAAAAGUGACAUAUUUAAAACAAGAUUAGCAACAUCUACCAUUGACUAUGGCACCCACUUUCCGCUGGAACAAAUUUUACACUCUAUUUGCUACUUGCAUUGGCACCAAAUGAAUAGUUUGGAAUCGGUAAUAACUUUGGCCAACCUAAUCACAGAUGUCGGAAGAAUAGUUUCUUUUCACGAUUCACAUUUUUCAAUUGGCAAUUUGGUUCAGUGGCUAAGUGAAUUGGGCAUCCGACAUGAUCCAUUGCUGGAGCAACUUGAACAAUUUUUACUUGAACCUGCUUCUACUGUUACAAGUAAUUGUGGCCAAGAUACUUUGAAUAUGAGCAGGGAAUACGUUAGGAUGUUGUUGAUGGAAAAGGGAGAAUUUGAUAUGCCUGGAGAUGCGUUUAUUUCUUUUAGACAGCACUGGCCCGAAGAUCGUCAUGUAUCAUUUAAAAAAAUAGGCAAUGCUUAUUUUUGGUACACUGGACGGUUCAAAUACAAGCCAUUAAUGGCCAUUGGCAUGGACAAGAUAAAUAGUAUUGAUUUGUGCAAGAUUGUGGUAUUUGGCAAGUUUGCUACUAAUAAUUUGUUUGAAGCCAUAGUCUAUGACUAUAGCCCCAAUAAAUACAAAGGGGGUUAUACUAGAUGUUAUAAGUCUGUGGACGGGGAGUUGUUUGGAAGAUUCAUACUUAAAUUAGCAAUAGCUGUAAAAAUACCACACGAAAUCGCCAAUUACUUCAUCGAUACAGCCAUAGAAAAACUUAAACAAACAAGUUUAACAGGAAAAGAAGCAAUGAUUGAAGCAUCUUUUCAUAUGGGUAUAUCUGUUUGGCACAAAUGGCCCAGUUCUCUAGUGUCAAGCAUUGGGGGGUUGACCCUGAAAUCAUUAGCAUACAUUCACCUAAUGGACCUACCCAACUCACACAAUUCAGUUGUAAAAUUUGCCAACAAAUUUAAUUUGAAUUCAUUUGGCAGCCUACCUUUUACGGCAAUAUUAACAUCUGAUAGUGCCACUACUAGCGGGGGAGGUUUAUGUGACAAAUAUGUAACUCAAACCAGGAAAUUAGUCCCCCUUCCUAGAGGCACAUCCUUUGUGCCUGUUUACGAUAGGUCAACAUUUCACAACUACAAAUGGAAUAAAUCUAAGGGACAUUAUCCGCGUGGUAUCGAAGAUGCCUCCAAUAGAUUAAGUGAUCAAAUAGUUGACCUGAACAAAAUGUCACAUAUAUCCUUACACCAUGCUAAUAGUGACACCUAUAAAGAUUUAGAAGUCUUGAAAACAUCCGAAAUUGCUAUCCUAGCCAUUAUCAACCAGCUGAUUUUAAAUGGUAGUAAAAAUAUCAGCAACAGUUUACUAGAGAUAAUAACCAACAUUGGCAGGUUUAGACGUUACAUGACUACGCCAUAUAGCAAAAUUGACCAGGCUUACACUCUAUGGACCAGUGCACCAGCUCAAAAUUACAAUAAACGAAUCCAGGCACAACUCGACAAAUUGGGAUCUACAGAUUCAGUAGAUCCUAGGUUUACCAUUUUACAAUCUGAUGAAAACAAUAUAUCUGCCACUGAUAACGUUGAUAAAUUUGAACGCAGCAAAUCAAACAAGAUGAUGGAUCGCCCAUUUGGCCUGCAAAAGAGACUUGAAUACUUUGAAGAAUAUCUUCACAGACUGUCUAAACAGGGAAUGCUGCUUUUUGAAAGUGCAUCGGGGGAGAUACAAAAAACAUCGUCUCUUGAAAACAAUGUUUACCAGACCUUGUUAUCAUUUCAUUCUAGGGAGGAAGUUAAAAAACAAGUUUGUGCCACGACAUUCACUAUUGAUUUGGUAAUAACGCCCAGGCAACAAUAA
Messenger RNA from Babesia microti strain RI, 2271 nucleotides. RefSeq lists its product as hypothetical. The record is from RefSeq and is a predicted model, not a curated record. The coding region runs from base 1 to 2271 and encodes 756 amino acids. NCBI's taxonomy places the organism in Eukaryota, Apicomplexa, Aconoidasida, Piroplasmida, Babesiidae. The transcript has a single exon.